Mugil cephalus (flathead mullet) is the source of this 2113-nucleotide messenger RNA. It is a transcript of the gene mmaa, whose product is annotated as metabolism of cobalamin associated A. Lineage: Eukaryota; Metazoa; Chordata; Actinopteri; Mugiliformes; Mugilidae. The transcript has 7 exons. Gene Ontology annotation, molecular function: GTPase activity; GTP binding. Bases 126 to 1361 code for a protein of 411 amino acids. The record is from RefSeq and is a predicted model, not a curated record. Gene Ontology annotation, cellular component: cytoplasm.
AAGUAGUGUGGUGGGCGGUGCCGUGCGUCACCGGAACAGGAAGUAAAUGAAUGAAACAACGGUAAUAUGUAACCUGUAACACCCCCGUGCAGCUCGCGAGAGGUCAACGUGAACGCUCCUGUAAAAUGGGACGGUUUGGUGUCUGUCUCCUCCGCCACGUCUCCUCCCUUCCCUCCUCAUUCACUUGUCCUCCAGUCCCCCGGACACGCUGCCUGCAUCCAAGGGUGUUCACCGGGUCCUUCCCUUGUUACCGGCGCACCACCGUCCCGGGUCUCAGCUGCCAGCACAGGAGAGACCUGGGCACAGCCGCCCCCCAGCACAUACAGGACCUGAGUGGGCCUGAGCAGAGACUGUUGAAUAAGCUGUAUGAUGGACUGGUCGGGGGACAGCGGGCGUCUUUGGCAGAGUCCAUCACCCUGGUGGAGACGCAGCACCCCAGGAAAAAGGAGCUGGCCCAGGUGCUGCUGCAGAGAGUGCUGGCUUACAGGAGGGAGCAGGAGGCUCGUAAUGGAGGGAAGCCGGUGGCCUUCAGAGUAGGUCUGUCCGGUCCCCCUGGAGCAGGGAAGUCGUCCUUCAUCGAGGUGGUGGGAAAGAUGUUGACGGGACGUGGACAUAAAGUGGCAGUUCUGGCUGUCGACCCGUCUUCGUGCACUACAGGAGGGUCCCUGAUGGGUGAUAAGACCCGUAUGACUGAGCUCUCAAGAGACAUGAACGCUUUUAUCAGGCCGUCGCCGACCUCAGGGACACUUGGCGGUGUCACAAGAACGACCAAUGAGGCCGUGGUUCUCUGUGAGGGGGCGGGAUACGACGUCGUCCUCGUAGAGACAGUAGGUGUUGGCCAGUCAGAGUUUGCAGUGGCGGACAUGGUGGACAUGUUUGUGCUGCUGAUUCCACCAGCAGGGGGCGAUGAACUCCAGGGUAUCAAGAGGGGCAUCAUUGAGAGGGCCGACCUGGUGGUGGUGACGAAGUCGGACGGAGACCUGGUGGUGCCGGCCAGGAGGAUCCAGACUGAAUACACCAGCGCACUCAAGCUCCUCCGGAGAAGCUCCAAGUCCUGGAACCCCAAGGUGGUGCGUGCCUCCUCACACACCUUCGACGGAAUCCCGGAGGUCUGGGCCAAGAUGGAGUCGUACCGGGACGCCAUGCUGGCCAGCGGGGAGCUGCAGGGCAGACGGACGGCCCAGCAGAAGGUCUGGAUGUGGAGCCUGAUCCAGGAGAGCGUCGUCAGACAUUUCCAGAACCACCCCAGUGUCAGGGGGGCUCUGCCCCACCUCGAGGAGAAGGUCACCAAGGGAGUCAUCUCUCCAGGCCUGGCCGCCGACCUGCUCCUCAAAGCCUUCUCCUCGUCAGCGUCUUUGUAGUAAUCACCGGGACCGGCCUUUUACGAGACGGACGAGUGCCUCGUGGCUGAUCAGGGCCACUCAGUGACAAGAAAAGCGGAGCAUCCGUGACCUUGACUCUUGGGGGUUUGCACAAAAAAAGAAGCUGCCUUGCUCUUUUUAUACUUCAUUUCAGAUUCAAGAUACCUGAGGUUUAAGUCAGCACUGUGCAGAGACUUCACUUUCUCAAUGCUUUAAUUCAAAAUCACAAGAGCUGGGGGAGUAGUGCUGACAGUCGCCACUUCUCAUCCAAGGCUCCGGGACACGUUCACAUUUGGCCGAAUGAAACGUUUCAUUUGUGCUGCGAGAUCUGAAAUAUUACACUAACAAUGACAGCCAUGAACGGCUUUAAUGAGAUGUGAAAAGGUCAUGUUGUUGCAAUCGGAGAGUAGUUUGUACAAAACCCCUUCACAUGUACGGAUGGGGUCAUUAAAGCGUGAAGCCGUGACUUGUUUGUGCCACAGUUUGAACUGCGAUAAGUUAUUUUCUCUGGCGCUCUCGUUCACCUUUCCUCAAUAACACACACCCUUUGUGACCCAGAGAGAAACAUGUUAAUGAGGAUCAGGCGUGGGGAAAUGGAAUUUGUUAUCAUCGCUUCUUUCUGCGGUUGGACCGCCGUAGCCUUUCUAAUAACAAAAUUCCUCCUGAAUACAAACAGGAGUUUAAAAAUGAUUUUUUUAAAUUCAGUGUUUUGUUUCUGGGUGAAUCAUAUUAAAGAAUGAAUCUAAGUGAAA